GUGACGAAGUCCACGCAAUUCUGCACUUAGAUUCAGGAAUUAACAUGGACGCCGGAGUAGCGGGCAAAAGAAAACACUUCGAUUUAGACGAAGAUACUACCAAUCGAAAGAAGCAUCUAGCUGAGGAUGACGAAAAGAAACACACUUCGAUAGUGUUUUCAUUAAAAGAAGAGAUUGGGUCGCUGGCCCGAGCUCUCAAACUUUUUGAGGAUCACAAGGUGAACAUGUCACACAUUGAGUCAAGGCCAUCAAAGCAUUCCAAGUCAGAAUAUGAUUUCAUUGUGGAUUGUGAAGAACUUCAAGGGGCAAAGCUUGAAAAGUUUAUGGAUGCCUUGAAGGGUCAUGCUUUGUCAAUCAUGCUUCAUUCAGAGGAAGGAGGAGUGCCAUGGUUUCCUCGCAAGAUUGCAGAUUUGGACAAAUUUGCAAACAGAGUAAUGAGUUAUGGAGCAGAGCUUGAUGCUGACCAUCCAGGCUUCACUGAUCCAGUGUACAGGGCUCGCAGAAUGGAACUUGCAGAUAUUGCUAUCAACUACAAGCAUGGUCAGCCAAUCCCACAUGUGAAGUACACAGCUGAAGAGAUCAAGACCUGGGAUAAGGUGUUUUCUGAGUUAACAAAGCUGUACCCUACUCAUGCAUGCCGUGAACAUGGUUAUGUGUGGCCUCUGUUGGUGCAAAACUGUGGCUAUAGGCUGGGUAACAUUCCGCAACAAGAUGUGGUGUCAAAUUUCUUGAAAGAAUGCUCUGGCUUCAGUCUUCGCCCAGUUGCUGGCCUGAUCUCCUCACGUGACUUCCUUGCUGGACUUGCCUUCCGAGUCUUCCAUGCUACUCAGUAUAUCAGACAUGGUUCCAACCCUUUGUACACCCCUGAGCCGGACAUUAUUCAUGAGCUCAUUGGUCAUGUCCCACUUUUCGCUGAUUCUGAUUUUGCUCAGUUUAGUCAGGAGAUUGGGUUGGCAUCUUUAGGGGCCCCAGAUGAAUGGAUCGAAAAAUUGGCAACGCUCUAUUGGUUCACAAUUGAGUUUGGACUCUGUAAACAAGACGAAGAAGUCAAGGCUUAUGGAGCCGGACUGUUGUCUUCCUUUGGAGAACUUCAGUAUUGUCUGACAGAUGAGCCAGAGAAGAGGCCGUUUGAGCCUGAGAAGAUGGUGGUUCAGAGCUAUCCUAUCACCAAAUAUCAACCGUUAUACUUUGUCGCCGACAGUUUCCAGAGUGCAAAGGAAAAAGUCAGGGAGUUUGCUGCUAAAGUUCCCAGACCCUUCUCCGUCCGUUACAAUCCGUACACGCAGUCUGUGGAAGUAUUGGACUCGAAGGACCAGAUAAUGAAAUUGGCCAAUGACAUCAAAGGUGACGUCGCCACUCUGCAGGAAGCUCUCGGCAAAUACGAAUAAACGGAAGACUUGUUACUGAGAAGUCUGAGGCAAGCAAAAUGCACAUUUUGAAAGUUUUUCAGACUUUUCUUGUCUUAAAGUAUAAAGUGUUUGCGUUGACAAACUCAACAGAAAUACGUGUUUGGAACAAUGUUAGUGUAGCUUAGGAAUGUGCUGUCGCUGUGGUUAACAUUUUUGGGUGUAAAAUUAUCUUUUGCAACCCAUUUUAUAUUGCAUAUACUAUUAAUAGUCUGUUAUUUAAAGAGGACCAAAUAUUCUACACGCUAAUCUAUUAUUAAACAGACCAAGUAUCAGGCAUGCGGAUAUAUUUAUGGUGUCAACACAAAAUAAAA
This is a messenger RNA of Pocillopora verrucosa, 1720 nucleotides long. RefSeq names its product phenylalanine-4-hydroxylase-like. Gene Ontology annotation, molecular function: phenylalanine 4-monooxygenase activity; iron ion binding. Lineage: Eukaryota; Metazoa; Cnidaria; Anthozoa; Scleractinia; Pocilloporidae. The record is from RefSeq and is a predicted model, not a curated record. Gene Ontology annotation, biological process: L-phenylalanine catabolic process.